GCCAGAGAGACUGCAGGUCAAGCGCGAGCUCGCAGGAAAAGGCUGCCCAAGAUGCCGGUCAACUUCUUCCACCUCACGUCCGUCGCCACCGACGCGGCGGAAGCCGCAUUGAACGAAGCGCCGUCGCCGGUCAAUGACCAAAGACCCAGCACGGCCCCCUACAAGACCCUGGGCCAGGCCCUGGCCGCGCGGCCGGCGACGGCGCCGGCAUCAUCUACAGAACGACCGAAGACUCCGCAAGACCGACCGCAGACGGCCAGAGACAAGCGGCGGUUUGCCGACUCGAUCCCGCGCAUUCCCCUCGCGCCGACCUACCAGGGCGAGCGGCCGCCGCGACGCGUGCCCUGGGCGCUCGGGGCCGUGUUUACCACGGUCACAGAUGAAGAUUUAAAAAGAUACAAGCAGAAACAGCGUAGUAGAAGAAGGGGCAAGAGCCUGCAUACUAUGUACGCCUUAGCAGUUAGAACCGCAUUACUCAUGAGGAAAGUACAAGAUGCAAGACAGCGCCGCAAGGACGCCUUUCAGCGAGAUUUAGCGCAGCGGCAGAUCGCAUCAUCCUGGCGCAAGGACAAUCCAGUUAAGAGAAGAAGAAAGCGCGCAGAAAAAAUAAUCCACGGCCCGGUGUUAGCGAGUCUAGGCAAGAACGCCCGUCUGGUGAUUCGCACCCGGUCCGUCGAUAGGAUCAAAUUUUUUCUGGGAGAAGCGCAGCACCUGCCGCCGUUCAAGCUUGUUAUGGUCAAGUUCCGUGAGGAAAUCAAGGUUCAACUUGUGCUUCAAUUCGGGGUCUCUCGCGGUCGGAGGGAGGUGCUGCUCGCUCGACGCGGUCGAGCGUAUCUCUCGGAGGUCGUGUCCAAGUUUGGGCCUCUCAGAUGACCGCGGUGCCGAGAUAGCGAGACGCGAUAACCUGAUUGAUUUCCACACAGGUCAAGUUCCUCCACGCGGUCCGCAAUUGUCAAAGGAUCUGGCGGCACAAGCUGCGGCCGCAUUUUGCUAUGAUUGAGGUCUUAGGGAGGGCCAUGGACCGGGCCCAAGAAAGGCAUCGCACGGACUUGAUUUAUUUUGGCAAUUUAGUAAGGGCCGGUAAAGUGGAUUUGGCGAUGGUCCAGGCCGAGGAAGAACAGGCGCGCAUCCCCGUUACUUAUGGAAGGCGCAGUCGACGGUCCAUGUCCUCGGUGAAUAGUGGCGUGACCGAGGAGCCGUCACUCAUACAUGAGCAGCCGAAGCCGACGCUGGCCGACAAGCGGCGCAUGUUGCUCGAGGUGCCGCAAGCAUUGGAACAGGAAAUAGAUGAGGUAGAGGCGCACAUGCAGGCUAUCAUGAAUGAUACGCUAAAGAUGGACCGGCGCUCCAAGACGAGAGCCCUGAGGAGGAUCAACGGCAAAUUAAGUCAGUUGCUGCAGGAGCGCGACGACUACCUGAGCGGGAAGAAAUUGCGGCAGUUCGAGGCGUCCUUGGUCUGCAAGAAGGCCCCGAAGAUGAGUAGGAAGCCGGGCGACGACUGGACGCCGGACGCUAGGCGCUACUGCAAAGAACGCAGGAACAAGUUGGUACGUAUUGAAAGAAAAGCUGACGACCUGAUGGGCGACGCGGAGAAGGAGGAACUACGUAGACAGGCCGAGGCCGAGGCCGCGCGCCAGAACCAGAAGCUCGAGGCGGAGGACGCGGCGGCGCGCAAAGAAAUUCUGAGGAAGUUUUUGGUGCGACGAAGGCUGGCCCACGAGCGCGACCAUUUCGCCAAAGAACAGGCGGCGAUGCUUGCAUUUGAUGAGAAGGACGCCCUGAGCAUGGUCGAGGAAGGGACCAGCCCCCGGAGCAUGCUGAAGGCGCCCAACGGCUGGUCGCUGAAGGUGCUAUUUGCGACGACCGACUUUCGAUUACCAGUACCUCCUUUGAAAGUAUUUUCUCCAACGUUGGACGCGGAGAUGCUGGCUCUAUUGCGAAGGAGCCUCCUCGAGAAGCACAUCAUCCACAAAGCGGCCAGAAGGUACGCGCGCGCCCAGUGCGUGGGCUACCUCAAGAAGUGGCUCCACCUGGCCAUGCUCGAGAAUCCCAGUUUAGCGACGUGGUCGUCCGAGCGCAAAGGAGUGGCCGAUCUAAAAGCUCUGCAGUUCCGCGUGCGCAAGGAGAAGGACGCCCGGUUGCGGAAGUUGACGGCAGCGAUGUUUGUCGGGGGGCUGACGCGGGGGAAUUCUAUUGAUGACGUGGUGGAGCGGGCGAAGACGCCGCAGUAAUAGUUG
Molecule: messenger RNA, 2237 nt
Organism: Pelagomonas calceolata
Lineage: Eukaryota; Pelagophyceae; Pelagomonadales; Pelagomonadaceae
Source: the annotation of a GenBank genome assembly